This is a messenger RNA of Condylostylus longicornis, 1830 nucleotides long. RefSeq names its product facilitated trehalose transporter Tret1-like. Gene Ontology annotation, molecular function: sugar transmembrane transporter activity. The transcript has 6 exons. Gene Ontology annotation, cellular component: membrane. Gene Ontology annotation, biological process: carbohydrate transport; transmembrane transport. NCBI's taxonomy places the organism in Eukaryota, Metazoa, Arthropoda, Insecta, Diptera, Dolichopodidae. Bases 235 to 1704 code for a protein of 489 amino acids. The record is from RefSeq and is a predicted model, not a curated record.
GUUUAUUUUUUUAAUAAAAUGGUUUUUAAAUUCGUCGAAUAAGAAAAACAACUCUCAUUCAAGAGAAUUGAUUGUUACAAGAUAAGUAAGCGGAAUUUAACUGAUUAUCUGGUGUAAUUUUUACAAAACGGAUCAAAAAAAAAUAUUGUUGGGAAUUCUUAAGUAAAUUUAAAUAAUUAAGUGUAAAUAAUUGUUAGGUAUAAGGAAGCAACAUUUAGAAAAUAAAUAACCAAUAUGAAGAUUUUAAUGCGUGCUGACACUCAUGUGUCAUUUAGUGUACCAGUUGAAGAACCAAAAGCUAAAAGCACAAUAUCACAGGUAAUAGCUGCUUUAUCAGUAUCCUUAGGUUCUAUGGUAGUUGGAUUUGCUUCUGCAUACACAUCACCAGCUUUAGUUUCUAUGUUAGAUAGAAGUGUAACAUCUUUUGAUGUCACACUGCAACAGGCAUCAUGGAUUGGUGGAUUAAUGCCUUUAGCUGGUCUGGCAGGUGGAAUUGCAGGUGGACCAUUAAUAGAAUAUUUUGGUCGGAAAACAACAAUUUUAGGGACAGCAGUUCCAUUUAUAGUUUCUUGGUUACUUAUUGCAUGUGCUGUUAAUGUUUAUAUGGUGUUUUCUGGACGUAUUUUAGCUGGUUUUUGUGUUGGUAUUGCUUCACUUUCAUUACCUGUAUAUUUAGGAGAAACAGUUCAGCCAGAAGUCCGUGGUACUUUAGGCUUGUUACCGACUGCAUUUGGUAACAUUGGUAUUUUAAUAUGUUUUAUCGCUGGAACUUAUUUGAAUUGGUCCUACUUGGCAUUUUUGGGUGGAGCUUUACCUAUUCCAUUUUUAAUAUUAAUGUUUGUGAUACCAGAAACACCAAGAUGGUAUAUAGAUCAAGGUAGAGAGGAUAGAGCAAGAAAAGCUUUGUAUUGGUUAAGAGAUAAAAAAACGGAUAUCGAACCAGAAUUAAAAAGUAUUAUUCGAUCUAAUGAGGAUGCUGAAAGAAGUUCCAGUUCUAAUGCAUGUUCGCAAUUAUUAAAAAGAAAAAAUUUAAAACCACUUUUAAUAUCACUUGGUCUAAUGUUUUUCCAACAAUUGAGUGGAAUAAAUGCAGUUAUUUUUUAUACUGUUCAAAUUUUUAAAGAUGCAGGUUCAACAAUCGAUGAAAAUUUAUGUACAAUAAUUGUAGGUUGCGUAAACUUUGUUGCAACAUUUAUUGCUACUAUUUUUAUUGAUAGACUAGGAAGAAAGAUUUUAUUAUAUGUUUCGGAUAUUGCAAUGAUAGUCACCCUUUUUACUCUUGGUACAUAUUUUUAUUGCAAAGAACUGGAUUUCGAUUUAUCAAAUUUUGGUUGGAUUCCUUUAGCAAGUUUUGUGAUAUUUGUAUUAGGAUUUUCUUUAGGUUUCGGGCCUAUUCCGUGGUUAAUGAUGGGAGAGAUUUUACCAGCGAAAAUUCGUGGUCCUGCAGCUAGUGUUGCAACUGCAUUCAAUUGGGCUUGCACUUUUAUAGUUACAAAAACUUUCCAAGAUUUAAUUGAUUUGAUUGGUACCUAUGGGGCAUUUUGGUUGUUUGGAGCAAUUUGUGUAGUAGGCUUUUUCUUUAUAAUAAAUUGGGUACCAGAAACUCAAGGCAAGUCAUUGGAAGAUAUUGAAAGAAAAUUAGUUGGCCGAGUCAGAAGAAUGUCGUCUGUUGCGAAUAUGAAACCUCUAGCAUUUAAUAUGUAAAAAAAUUAACUAAUUAACCAAAUUUCUAUUCUAUUUUUCUUAAAAAAUUAUUUUUAGUUCAUUUGUAUGUAAGUUUUAGAAAUUUUAUUUAUGUAUAAUUAUUAAUAAAAAAAGUAAAAUUAGAAA